UAUGUUCGGAUGAGGAGGAACGAGCCGAUGAGAUUCAAGCAUCUAGCCUUUAUCCCAUUGAUGUUGGUGGGGAUAUGGGUGGUCAGCUGUGAAGGUGGAGAAAAAAAGAGACCUGAAGAUGGACAAUAUCUUCAUGUCUCCCCAGCAGAAUGGGAUGUGACACUCACUGGUAACGACUCUAGAUGUUUUGGAUGGCUGGAGAUUUUUCAUGAAGAGAAUUGGAAGAGAAUUUAUAGCAACAGCUGGAAGCAGCAGAAUGCAGAAGUUGCAUGUAAACAGCUUCAUUGUGGUCCCCUUUUAGGCAUGCUGAAUCAGACUUCUUUAUCACCAGAGAAGCAAGUCGGUUGCAUGAUAAUAGGCUGCCAGGGGAAUGAGACUACCCUGAAGGACUGCAAACCGCAUAAAUCUAACUGCACACAGUAUCUGAACGUGGCCGUAUUUUGUCAAGACCCCAUUAAAACCUCUUCUGACUUACUCCAAACAUCAGCACCAUUGGUGACCUCAUCAAAGACGCCCGACCCUCCAAGGACAAGACUGGAAGAUGGAACCUCACUGUGUUCUGGGAAAGCAAGACUACACUUAGGAGACCACUGGGAAAUGGUCUGCCUUGGUUUACAAAGAUGGUGGACAAAACUGGCCCCCAUGGACUGCCAGCAAGCAAACUGUGAUGAUGCAACAGGGAUACAGGACCAGGGGAGGAUGCAGCAGCCUGAGCAGUGGGCCAAGGUGCAGUGUGAGAAAAUGAAUCUUAGCUUGGAGUGCUUGAACAGGACCAAGGAAUGCUUGAGUGUAAGCUUAAUAAAAUGUACAGGCCAAGAUGCCAAACCGGUGUCAUAUACAGAAACAAUCCUGAAAAUCCUCUUAGGUCUUGUUCUGACAGCAGUCUUCCUGGUUAUCUGCAUACCCCUUACCUAUAAAAAAUUGGUGAAGAAAUAUUCCAAGAAGCAGCAGCACCGGUGGAUUGGUCCAAAUGGAGUGAACCAAAAUGUUUCAUUCCAUCGCAAGAGCUCCUCAGCUUUCCAGCCACAACCUGAAUGCCAAGGAGUUCAGGACGAGGAGAAAGCCCAUAUCCAAGGCCUCAAAAAAAAUUCCUACCUCUCACCCUAUCCAGCUCUGGAAGGGGCAACUCACAGAUCUUCCAACCCCUUAGACUACUCCUCUGACAGUGACUAUGACUUAUGUUCUGCACAACAACUAUAAAAUCUCCCUGACAGGAACAAGCAAAAUUCAGCAACAGGAAAAAUGGGAGGAGGAAGAGGACACAAAAAAAAUCCACUGUUUUUUCACUAAUCACUGUAAAUACCAGUUGCAACUUGUUUUCACCAUCUUCAUAAGAACAUGAUGGUUAAGUAUACUUUUUUUUCUACACACUGAGAAGAAUUACUAUAUCUUUCCCCCUUUCACCCAAGUGAUAAAAAUAAAAUAAAUAAAAUAAAAAUAAAAUCUGUUAGAUUUUUUUUCAAGUCCAAGCAAACUUCAACAGUGGGAUUUUGAAUGUAUCAAUCUGUAGGUCUAGAAGAUGUUCUUAGACUUAUAUCUUAGUAGUACUACUAGUACUAAAAUAAUAACUUAAAAACUAGGGCUUCUGCAGCCUGAGGGAUUGGUAAUCCUUAUUUGGGCACCCAAAAAUGUUAAGAUCCUGGCAAACACUACCAGCUAGAAUUUCUAGAAACAUGAGCAACUUUGGAAAGGUUCAGCAGUCACAUGCAUAAGAGGUGGUCCUCAAUAGGCAGUGCAGUUGACGGGAUGAUUUUAGUUAGCCAGAGGAGUGGUAAUUAGAAAGUAGGGAAAGCUACUAUUUGAACCAAAGCUCUUUAGAGCUUCCAAGCGUAAAGGCAUAUACCUGUAUUUUAUUUAUAGAUGUGCUGUAACUGAGCAGAUA
This is a messenger RNA of Eublepharis macularius, 1882 nucleotides long. It is a transcript of the gene CD5, whose product is annotated as CD5 molecule. The transcript is spliced from 10 exons. Gene Ontology annotation, biological process: T cell costimulation. The record is from RefSeq and is a predicted model, not a curated record. NCBI's taxonomy places the organism in Eukaryota, Metazoa, Chordata, Lepidosauria, Squamata, Eublepharidae. The coding region runs from base 10 to 1200 and encodes 396 amino acids. Gene Ontology annotation, cellular component: plasma membrane.